Molecule: messenger RNA, 4129 nt
Organism: Ornithodoros turicata
Lineage: Eukaryota; Metazoa; Arthropoda; Arachnida; Ixodida; Argasidae
Gene: Hsepi
Product: D-glucuronyl C5-epimerase B-like
Exons: 6
Coding region: 251-1975 (574 amino acids)
Biological process (GO): heparan sulfate proteoglycan biosynthetic process
Cellular component (GO): Golgi apparatus
Molecular function (GO): heparosan-N-sulfate-glucuronate 5-epimerase activity
Source: RefSeq, a predicted model, not a curated record
CCACCAGUUUCCCUAGCGCAACAUGGCGUACGGUGCGACUCUCUUGUACGUGAGGUUGAAAGCGUCGUGUGGUCCACAAAAAUAAAUUUCGUUAAGUCGCAGGACUCUGUGAGACUAGGUUUACCAUAAUGAAGCACCAGAAUCCAGUAUUUCCAGUGUUGUUUGAUCGCAUACCAAGAUUCCUACCCUGAAUGAUCGGUACGCUGUCUUUUGACGCGUGACAUAUAUAACAGGAGGACUACGCCAUGCAAUGAGGAUGAGGUCAACUAAGAAGAUCCUUCUCAGCCUGUUGGCAAUGGGAACCACAGUGAUGGCUCUCCUAUACUGGGUGCAUUGUGGAGGAAGCACCCUCAGCAGCCACACUGCACCGGUUGUACCUUCAGCAAGUAGUUAUAGCAAGAUAAACUCUCUGCACACUUCUGAAGAAAUCACCUGUGUCAUCAACAACGAGUACUCGCUAUCAUGCCGAAAGGAAGGCUCUGAGGUGUAUGUUCCCUUCAGCUUCCUGCAGAGGUACUUCGAGGUGUACGGGAAGAUAGCCUACCGCGAGGGUCAACAGGUUUUUGACUGGCAACACAGCUAUUCGAAGGUUGUGGUUCCAACUGCCAGGUAUCAUCCCACUGGGUCCUUUCUGUGGUUUGACAACUACAAUGUUGCUGUCAGAGAAAGGGUCAAGUGCAUCAGCGGAAUCGAAGGAGUCCCCAUAUCGACGCAGUGGGACGCCAGGGGUCAUUUCUACCCUGUUCAGAUUGCGCAGUUUGGACUGAGCCAUUUCAGCAAGAACCUGAGUGAGGCAGCACCAGUGUUUAAUGUUCUGGAGGACGGCAGGAGAGCACAGUAUGGAACGUGGGUGACAUCAUCGAAGGGCAAAGCCAGCUAUGUGAGGGUAUUCGACAAGGCGUCCCAAAGCAGCGUUAUCGAGUUCAAGACGAGUGGUACAGCGGAAGAUCAAGGUGUGGCAUUUUCGCUGAGGAAAGAAACUGGGAACCUCACCCUCUCGUUUGACCUGCGUGUUAUCCUGAAUGGGAGCAUCAGCGUCAUCCUGGCAGGUGAAAGCGUGAGCAAACCUUCCCUGUACGGGGUGCACUACCUCAUGACCGAGACUCCCCUGGUGGUGGACGACCACGACAUCUACUACGGGCUCGGCACCAGUCAUUCCUGGAUCCACCUCACGCGCGACCUUGGCGUCGACCUGUUUAAGGGGCUGAAUUACGGCCAGGCAAAAGCGGUGCCCCGACCGCGAAACCUCCGCAUUCACAGCAUCGUGCUCAGGGGCCACGGCCUCUUGGAUAACCUGACACUGUCUUCCAGGGAUCACGAAGCUCACUUUUUUGAUGCCGCGAGGUGGCUCGUGCGCCACCAGAACAGCUACGGCGGAUGGCCCAUCACUGUGACGCGGCGUCUUUCGAAUGGCAUGCUGGAAUUGGAACCCGGCUGGUAUUCGGCGAUGGCGCAGGGCCAGGCAAUGUCUGUCCUGACAAGAGCGUACACCGCAACGGAGGAUCCCAGGUAUCUCGACGCUGCACUGCGAGCCAUUGCACCUUUCAAGAUACGAUCCGAGAACCACGGGGUGAUGGCGACCUUCCUGGGGAAGUUUGUGUGGUACGAGGAGUACCCGACUGUGCCCAGCUCCUUUGUGCUCAACGGGUUCAUCUACGCCCUGUUUGGCCUCUACGACUUGAAGUCGACGUGCACGGCGGGCGUGGGGGCCUGCCGUGACGCUGCCAAGCUCUACGACGAUGGCAUGGUCUCUCUAAAGCGGAUGUUGCCCCUCUUCGACACCGGGUGGGGCACCGUGUACGACCUGCGCCAUUUCUCCCUGGGCAUUGCACCCAACAUCGCGAGGUGGGACUAUCACGCUACGCAUAUAAACCAGUUAUUGUUUCUUGGCACCAUAGACGAUGAUCCCAUCUUUCGAGCCACAGCGGAGCGGUGGAUACGUUACAUGAAGGGAGUCAAGGCGCCGCAUAAUUGAUCCGGGCCGCCUUUUGUACUUUUUCUAACUCGCCCCGUACAAGGUCCAGCCAACUGCUGCGUGCAACUAACAGGGUCGGGGACCCUAGUCACCCCCUAGGGACCCCUAGUAAGGGACCCCACUUUUUAGGGUCAUGGCAGCUUCAAAGUAUACAACCAUGAGCUGUGUCAUCUUGGGGAUGCUACAAGGUACAGUACAACACACAGUUGCAUGCCUCGCUACUCCCCCAUUGUGUAUAGAUUGUACAUAGUUUUGGAUAUAUUGUGGCAGUGCUGACGUGGUGUGCACAAUGUUCUCAAGUCUUUCAUGGACUCUUGACUUCCGAGGAUGUGUUGAAAUAUGUGUGUGCAGCUUUCCACCGUGACUGUGUAGGGAUACUGUACAAGUGGUCACGGUAAUUUCGUGGGACAUUAGUUUUGUGAUGUCUUUCUCUGCGUUUUUAUCGUGGAGCCCAUCUGUGUCGGGAUGCCAGAAGUCCCGGGCUUGGCUGGGAUAUCGAGAAGAGGACUAUGCUUCCAUGACACCCACGUGAAGCUAAACCUUUCCUUGGCGAACUCGACGUCAGCGCUCCAGCAUGCAUUCUUGGGUUGAGAAAUAGGGUGAGACGACGAAAUGAUAUUGAAUUGAGUGUGGAAUCUGAGCCCAGUGGGGUAAGUGCCGCUAAAAUGAGCUGCCAACGAAGAAAACCGGCAAAUAUGCAAUAGGCUCAGUCUUAACUAGUUGAAUUUGUAACAAAUCAACAUGUUUUUGAAAAAAAAAAAAAAAAAUCAACACUGAGGCUCCUUCAGUGUGUGUAUGUCACAGGCCGCAUUGGCGUAGCCAUGGGUUCGAGGGUUCAAAGCCUCCGAACUUGUACCUUUGGUAGUGCAUCUGGGAAAGGUAAAACCCUCCUCUCCACAUAAGGCUCCCACACAAGCCCCCUUCAAAAUGUCUUUCUGGCUACGGUCCGGGCUGGUCGCACCUAUCCCUUGGUGUUAGCAUGACCUUGUACCCCAUUGGUGACAAAUGCUUAUUUGCUCUCUGUUUUUCUGACAUUGUAUCUCAUCGUUUCCCUAAAGGUAUAACUGAGUGCUCAGGCAGCAUUGUCUCAACACAAAUGCAGUGUUUCUCCUUUGUUGCUUGUGUGACCAGAAUCUCCCUUUACAACCAAAUUGCAUAUUUCCCAAUGAACCUGACUACCCGUUUACAGUGGCCCAUUAAGGAUCUGAACUUUGUAAGAGGGUGUACUUUGGGCUUUCUGCGUUUACAAGCCUUAAAAUCCCUAAGCUAGCGCACUGUAUCGCUAGAAAUGAUAUCCCAUGUGACAUUGCGCCUCUCUAUUGCUACGUUUCGUACGCAUUAUUUACAGCUUUUCUGUCAGCUUACGUAUGUCUUUGUUUUUCUCUUACAGUUUCAUGGGAAGAUCCUAUUUUUUUAACUUUAUUUAUGUGCUUACCCGCAUAUUUAUGAAUAUUUAUUACCUGUUCCCUCUGAGAACACAUCUGACGUGCAUUUACGGUUGUAGAGUCGCGCAGAAUGCUUCAGACUCAUCUGUGGCCUUUUAGAUUGCACUUUGUGACAAUUUUUAUAGUAGUACUGUUGACGCUGGACUGUUGUACGUCACAAUGAUUGUCUUUAGAGGAGGAAUCACAAGAUGAUUUCGUGAUUGAAAAAGCAAAGGGUGCCAACGACUGCACUGCACGACGAAGAUAUCACACCCAUCUGUUUUUUUUUUUUUUUUAUCGCAGAUUCUCGCAUGACUUGAUCUCUCGGUCCUGGUUGUCUAUGUCCGUCUACCUUACUGUUGGUAUUUCAGUCCUGUUCUGUUGUGUGGAACUUGCGGGAUGCGUUCUAGAAGAUAAGUUGUGAGCUGUGGUUCGAAUGUUGUGGCCAAUGUACAAGGCAGCCUUAAUCCCGUGUGUCAUUGAUAAGGGCCCAAUGGCAGUACGGUUGUCCGUUAAGGUUGUGCGAACGUGUAAUGAUAGAAAGCAGGGCUGGUUGUGUAGGAAGAGCAGUUCGGGGAGCUCAGUUGUGAAAAGCUGGUGUGCCUGGUCUUUGAGGACGAAUGCAUGUUUCUCUGUUAGAAGUUUUAUCAUGCAUGGCUGAAAUGGUUGUUACAGAUUACUCACAGGUACUUGUUAGAAUUUAGAAUAAAUCGUAUUUUUACAAUAUUAU